CCCCUCUAAUUAAUUUCUGCCCUUCAAACACCACCCCCAUUCUAAACUUAUGUGCGGGUUUGCAAGUCUGGAACAGGGGACUUGUAGAUAUAUGGCGACGAACCAAAGCAGUGGCGAAGGAGCAUGAGCAAUGGCGAGCGCCGAUGAACAAUAGCGGCGGCGAGCAACAACGAGCGGCGGUGAGCGGCGGCGAGCGGCGAAGGAACCACGACUCAGAUCUGGUGAUUGUUAUUCUCCGCUAACUAUCUCUUCCUUCUCCUUCUUCUUCCUCAACUCCUCUUCUCUAGCUCUUGUCUAUCUCUUUCUCCCUGUUUUCUAAGUGUGAUGAUGCAUCACUGUCUCAGUAUCUCCCUCUAUAUACUCUUACAAAUAUCAGUUGGAUGAUUACAAUUAGACCUGAAAUUCUCAAUACGUCUCUUUUGUUCCAUCGAGAUUCUGAAAAUUCCAGAUCCUUCGGCCCAUUUGCAUUCAACGAUGGCAAUCUCUUGAUUUAAAAAAAUGACAAAGUUUGUUUUUAAAUUGCCAUGAAGAUGGCCUUUUACUCUUCAAAAAUGACAUAUUUUUCUUUGAAAAUGUCAUUAAAAUGUCAUUCUCGACUCAGGUUGGCAUUUUGAUAUAAAAGUUGAUUUCAGUGAUGGUGGCUCCAGAUCUGCAGUGGCGGAGGCCCAACGUGCAGCGGCGGAGGCCGGAUCUGUAGCGGCAGCGGUCGAUGGUGGUCGGAUACUAGAUCUCCGGCGGGGAUGGCCAAAUCUGCAACGGCGGUGACCAGAUCUGCGAUGGCGGCAGCCAGAUCUGCAGCGGAUUCUGUGGUAGCGGCGGCCGGAGACCGGCAUCGGCGACCGGAGACCGGCAUCGGCGACCGGAGACCGGCGGUGGUGAUCGGAGACCGGCGGCGAAAACUGGAGACCGGUGGGGGUCUGAUUACUGCUGGCAGCUUUUCCAAGUUUCAGGGGUGUUUUUGUCAAACUAGAAACAAUAACUCCUAUAUAGGGAAUAUUUAAACUUCAGUCCUGUUUUAACAAAUAAAGAUUUAUUUACUCCUAUUUAUGUAAAUCUCCCUUAUAUUAUUAUAAAUUAAUUAAUUACCUUAGCAUAAAAAGCAAAAGCUGACAUUCUUUGACAUAAUUUCCCUCAUUCACUCCACACCCCCACUAUAUCACACACUUCAUUUCUGCCAACAUUUCCCUGUUCUCUUGCAGCCAUGGCAGUGGAUGUAUGUUCUGAUGAUGCUUCCUCUAGUCCAAGAAUCUCAUUCUCCCAUGAUCUCCGGCAAUCUGACACCGUCCCCACCGAAUUCCACCGCCUCUGUCUCCCCGAUCCUCUCCUCUUCGAACCCACCAUCGACUUCGAUUUCUGCACCAGGUUCAUCCCGGAACUCUCCCCGGCGGACGAGCUCUUCGCCGACGGCAAGAUCCUUCCCGUUCAGAUCAAGAAACCCGCCGCGCCCUUCACAGAUUCCAAAUCCCGGCAGCCCCAGAUCGCAAAUUCCGACGAGAACAAGAAGAUGUUGAAGGAGUUCUUGUCGGCAAAUCCUGAGCCGGAGCCGGAAAAGGAAACUCCCGCGUCGCCGGCGAAGCACUUCUGGCAAUUCCGGCGGAGUAGCAGCCUGAACUGCGAUACCCGCCGAGGGAACAGCCUAGUCCGGUCGCUGCAGUUCCUAUCUAGGAGCAAUUCCACCGGUUCCGCUCCAAACGGAAAGCCCUCUGCUCCGCCGCCGCAGGCAGAGGCCGCCCGGAAGCAGAGAUCGAGACCGGAGCCGUUUCUAUCGCGUUCAGUUUCUUCAGUACUAUUCAACACUCAUAGACAUAACCAUUUGAUGCCAUCAAAGAAGACAAUGAACAGUCCAUUGAAGAAGAGCUGUAGCUUCAGAUCUUCUGGGUAUGGAGUCAGGGUCAUCCCUGUUUUGAACAUCUCACCUACUUACAACACAAAACAUACAUUUUUUGGUUUGGGGUCUUUGUUUUGUAAAGGUAAGUCUAAAAGGAAGAAGAGAUAGAUAGGAUAUUCAAAUUAUUCAAUGAAUCGCUUAAUCCUACCUACACAUUAUUCAUAGACUUCAUAAAUCAGAGUUGCCUAAUCCAUAUUUCAAGGUUUGUGGUGAUUACUUCCGAUUUUUCAAGAUUCAAG
Messenger RNA from Cuscuta epithymum, 2127 nucleotides. Lineage: Eukaryota; Viridiplantae; Streptophyta; Magnoliopsida; Solanales; Convolvulaceae. The record is from the annotation of a GenBank genome assembly.